Molecule: messenger RNA, 354 nt
Organism: Pyricularia pennisetigena
Lineage: Eukaryota; Fungi; Ascomycota; Sordariomycetes; Magnaporthales; Pyriculariaceae
Exons: 1
Coding region: 1-354 (117 amino acids)
Source: RefSeq, a predicted model, not a curated record
AUGCGCCAACUCCUCUCCUCUCACUUGAGCAACGCCCUAACCCGCCUGCGAGCACUAAUCCCCACAGGCUCGAGGCCCAGACCCUCGUGCCCCUGCCAGACCUCGCCCCAGCCGCCCUGGCUCUCGGCCGUGCCCUGCCCGCGCGCCGGCUGCUUCGUGUUCCUGCGCGCCGACGCCACCGAAUACCUGGUCGAGCGCGUCCUCGAGCGCGACAACUUGUACGUCCUCCGGCCGUGGUACGGCGAUGGCCCGCCAGGAGUCCGCAGUAAGCUUGUCGUCGGGCAGGGCGGGGUCGUUGCCGUGUCCGAGUUUCCGUUUGUGGUCGGGGUGGAUGGCGGCGGUGGGCUGCGGUGA